Eucalyptus grandis is the source of this 4309-nucleotide messenger RNA. RefSeq names its product chloroplastic group IIA intron splicing facilitator CRS1, chloroplastic. The transcript has 8 exons. Gene Ontology annotation, biological process: RNA splicing, via transesterification reactions. Gene Ontology annotation, molecular function: mRNA binding. The record is from RefSeq and is a predicted model, not a curated record. Lineage: Eukaryota; Viridiplantae; Streptophyta; Magnoliopsida; Myrtales; Myrtaceae. The coding region runs from base 138 to 2483 and encodes 781 amino acids.
UUGGCAUCCUCCCGUGGAGCUUCCCACUCGAAAUAUCUCGCGCUCGCGCUCGCAGAGACCGAACCGAAAGGCGUCCCGCGACCGCUCUCGCAGCUCGCGAGAGCUCACCGAGAAAGAACCUCAGCCGCUCCGUAGCCAUGGCGGCCACCCUUUUCCUCUCUCCUCCCGCAUUCACGAACAAGCCGCGCUUUCUCGCUUCUUCCUCCCCAAGCGCGACGAGUUCUCCUUCUCCUUCUUCUUCUUCUUCUUCCAGAGUAGUAAUGGGGGAGCAUCGCCCCACGAGAAGCCCGGACUCCUCCGUCUCCAUCGACCCCGGCUCGCGGCCGAGCGAUCCGGUCAGGAUGCCCACGGCCCCGUGGAUGAGAGGCCCUCUCCUCGUCCCGCCCCGCGAGGUCUUGGACCUCUCGAGGCCUCGGAGCGGCAACAGAGGCUCCGGCGAUCGGAAACCCGAGAAGUCGGAUCGAGCUCUCCUCGACCGGGCCAGUGGCGUCAGAGGAAACAAGGCGGUGCGGAUGAUCGUGCGGAGCAUCGAGAAGCUCGCGGGGAGGGGCGAGGCGGGCGGAGGAGGGGACGAAUCGGGGGAGGUCGAGUUCGGGCUCUGUCUGGGGCCGUUGAAGGCGGAGGAGAGGAAGGAGGGAGGAGCCCGGUCGGGUUUUGGCGGGAAAAUGCCGUGGGUGAGGGAAGGCGAGAAGGCGGUGUUCGGGAGGGCGAAGGCGGAGAAGGCGGCGGACGUGGCGGAACUGAGCCUCGAGAAGGAGUUGCUGGGGAGGCUGAGGAAGGAGGCCGCGAAGCUGCGGAAGUGGGUGAAGGUGAAGAAGAUUGGAGUGUCCCAGGCGGUUGUGGAUGAGAUUAAGUGGACUUGGAGGAGGAACGAGCUCGCCAUGGUGAAAUUCGACGUCCCUCUGUGCCGCAACAUGGACAGAGCUCAAGAAAUCCUCGAGAUGAAGACUGGCGGCUUGGUUAUUUGGAGGAAAAAAGACAUUCUUGUCUUAUACAGGGGAAUCCACUAUCCCUAUAAAGUCUUUCAGGAGAAGGACCACAUCCCAGCUAAUGGUCAAGAAAGACUUUCCUUUGUCUGCAUGCAGUCUAACCCUAAACAUGUCAUGUCUAUAACACCGUUGAAAGAUAAUCAACGUAUUCUGGAUGAGAAGAUGAAAGGAGAGGAUGGACAAAGGCAGUCUACUGCCAUCUCAAUAGACUAUAAAGCAUGUUCUGAGUCAAUCAAUGGUUCACUGUAUGAGAGGGAAACUGAUAGAUUGUUGGAUGGCUUGGGUCCUCGCUUUGUUGACUGGUGGAUGCACAAGCCAUUGCCUGUAGAUGCUGAUUUGCUUCCAGAAGUGGUACCUGGCUUUAGUCCCCCGCUAAGACUCUGUCCCCCAAAUGAACGGCCAAAGCUCACUGAUGAUGAGUUAACAUAUUUAAGGAAGCUUGCUCACCCAUUGCCAACUCAUUUUGUCCUUGGGAGAAACAGGAAAUUGCAAGGGUUAGCUGCUGCAAUUAUGAAAUUAUGGGAGAAGAGUCUUAUAGCCAAGAUUGCGGUGAAGUGGGGUGUACCUAACACUAACAAUGAGCAAAUGGCAGAUGAGCUCAAGUGUCUCACUGGAGGGAUUCUGCUGCUACGAAACAAGUUCUACAUUAUACUUCAUAGAGGCAAGGACUUUCUUCCUCAAACACUUACAAGUUCAAUAGUGAAGAGGGAAUUGGAGCUGAGAGAAUGCCAAGUUAUUGAGGAAGAUGCAAGAAUAAAGGCGUCUGAAAGAUUAGCUGCAGCAAAUGAGCCAUUGGCAAAGGCUUGCUCCAUGGGAACACUAUCAGAAUUCCUAAAAAUCCAGACAGAUUUUCAGGAGCAGAUAAGAGGAGUGGGGGAGGUCAAUAUCAGAGUGGUGGUGGAAAUAGAAAGACUAAAGAAGGAGCUACGACAGGAGCAGCACAAGCUUUUCAUUCUUAAAAGUAAGAUGAGCAAGUCAGCAAAACAGCUGUCAAAGUUGAAUUCUGGAUGGAGACCUGCCAAGGAGGACACAGACAAAGAGAUGAUGACAGAAGAGGAAAAAGAGUGUUUGAGGAAGAUAGGACUGAAAAUGGACGGUAGUUUAGUGCUGGGAAGGCGUGGUGUCUUUGAUGGUGUUAUUGAAGCAAUGCAUCAGCACUGGAAGCAUAGAGAAGUGGUCAAGGUCAUUUCUAUGCAGAGGGCAUAUCCACAGGUCAUGUGUACUGCAAAACUGCUCGAAGCAGAAACUGGUGGGAUUUUAGUUUCAGUUGACAAGCUGAAGCAUGGCCAUGGUAUAAUCAUAUACCGUGGCAAAAACUACAAGCGUCCUGUAAAGUUGUCAACAGAGCAUCUACUAACAAAAAGAAAAGCACUUCUGCGAUCUCUUGAAAUGCAGCGAUUUGGUUCACUGAAGUUUUUUGCAAAUCGAAAGCAACGGAAGAUCUCUGACUUGCAACUGAAACUGGCAGAACUAAAAGAUCAGCUGGGACAAUAAAGACAGAAUACGAUGAAGUUUGUAAAUCAUCAUAAAGGGCAUUUCUGUGGUUUUCAGUACACGAAAUGCACAAGGAUUCCUUUGUGGCAUGAAAUGAAUUAUGAAGGUUCUCAUCCAUCAUUUGGGAUUCCUUGUACAAUCUGGUUGCUUGACUUCUUUUGAGUGGAAGUGGAACUGAGGGCAGCAGAUUGCACAAACUCCAUGGUGCCUGAUUUUGUUACUUGGGACCUCCUAUGGCAGAGCUCAUUAUAUCGGGGUGAGCAUGCAACGACAAUGGUAUGGCUCUAACAUUUGCACUGGACUUCCCAUCUUUUUAUUGGACAUGCCAUCUAAAGCGCACUUUCAGAAUAAUCAAAAUCUGGGGAAAUUUUCUCUUUGGCCUCCUAAUUCAUGGCAAAUUUGGCACUUAAGACACUAAACUAGAGGGACAUUGCCAUAUUCUGGUAGAUUCACCAUAAAGUGCCUGCAGCCCCUCUGCAAGCAAUUCACUUUAUACAACUUUUCACUCUGAACUAUUAGCUUUUUAGCCUUUGCCCCUUGAACCCAUUAAGAAUUUACGGAACAUCUGAGAGAAAUUUCAGUGUAAUGAAUCAAAUACUUCACUUAAGGAAAGUGCCAUCUUUUCAAUUUCUUGGUUGAAAGAUGAGAGAUGUUGCGUGGCACAAAAUAUGUCUCAUAGAUGGAACUAAGAAAAAAUCUAGUGCUAAUGUGGGUUCUCUAAAAUUAUCGUUAUCUAGAUUCCAUUUGCUUUGAUAGGUCUAAUGACAUUUUAUAAUUGAAUAUUUUUGUUCCAUUUUGAAGUGUGGAUGGGGAAGCAAGUGUAAGUGACUGAAUAAAACUAAGAAUCCUAUCUACAACUAUGUCUCAUUUUCCAAUUUCCUGUACUUUGCUUUGCUCCAUGUUAAAUUGCAUUUAGAUCUAUGUGCGGCUCUGGACUUCAGGAAUAUGAAGGGCAUGCUUUUCGGAUUAAUCACCAGGGUUGGAUUGUUGGGUCUACAAGUACAGUGGAGCCUCUGAGCCUAGUGCUUCACUUGCCAGUUAAUAAGUCAUUCACUCCCGCUAACAUAAGGGCGGUUGGAAGGUUGUGAUCAAAUGGCAUUGACCCCUUCAGGUUUAUCUUUAAUUUAUCCUUUUAACCAUUCACAAUACAGAUAUAUACUGGAGCCUCAUCUCCCACGAUCACUAGAAUCUCUCUUUUCUCUGUUUCUUUUCCUUCUUGGUGAUUGUGGCAUUGCUAAGUGAACUUGCUCUCAUUGACAAGACAUCCUAAUGUCAAUCAAGCUGUAUAAACAGAGUUAUUCAAAUGGAAUUAAUAGCUUUCUCUAACUCCAACUGUUGAAAUGGGCGUUAAGAUAGUUGAUACUAUGGGUCUAUGAGGCUAUAGCCACUGCAUGCUAUGGUGUGGUGUUUUCUCCGUGUGAGGUAAUGGCUUCUUUCAUAUUCAGUUGUGGAGAAACUAGCGACAAGUAAUAGCACUUCCUUUGUGUAUCAGAAUCAGGUCGAUCUGUUUCAUGUACCAUCUCUCUGUCAGAUGUCAUUCGAAUUAAUCCCAAGGCAUCCAGCCAGGUGAACGAUAGCAGCUCCUGUUUACUAAUGGAUCUGCCGUUGAAUUGGGCAAAGAGAACCUAGAGAAAAAUCUGUGGUCAUUAGAAAAAUGAAACAGCUAACUGCUAAUUUCCUCGUUUUUCUUCCACUAAUAACUUUUGCUGUUGCGGAAGACACUUUUGGCCAGUUUAUAAGUAUACUUUCAGGAAAUACGUGUAAACUUGGUAGUUUUGCAUGCACAUUGUUUCUGAAUACAGUGCGUAUAACUCUAGCUUUCCCUC